AUGACAUCUGAAAUCAAAACUUGGGAAGCAUUAACCUAUCAAUGGAAAGUUUGGAAAUUCUUCGGUCUUGUACCUCCACAGGAAGGGUCCAUUUGGCUGAAUUGCAUGCAAUCGAAGAGUGUCUCUGAGUUUUGUGAAAAUGGCUACAUGGCUGUUACUGUCAUUGUUUCGAAUUUGAAAUUUUUAAAUUCAUAUUUUUCUCUUCACAACUUAUUGAAAGUGCGUCCAAUUCUCAAAGAAUUGGAUAAAAGAGCAAAAAGUCAAGCAGAAGAUCAAAUAUUGCUUAAGGGUAAAAAUAAUGCUAGAAAAUGUUUUAUGUUUUAUGUACGCAUUUUUAGUGUGACACAUUUUACAAGCAAUUUAAUUGUCUUCUUGGCAAAGGAACGUAGGCUUAUAUACCCAGCUUGGUUUCCUUGGAACUGGAAAGAUUCAUUUACAUAUUACGCCAUAUGUUAUGUAUAUCAAUUAUAUGCCAUAACAGCUUAUGCUGUCAUUGAAGCUAUAAACGUUACUUAUCCCUCGAUGCACAUGUGCAUAUUGUCAGCUCAUAUAGAAGCUUUGGCUACACGUAUUAAGAAUUUAGGUUCCAAAGAGGCUAUAUAUGACAAUAAUUCUAAGAAACAAGAAGAAAAGCUAUAUAAGGAACUUACAGAAUGUGUUAAAGUUCACGAAAUUAUAACCAAAAUUUUGGACAUCAUUCCAACAUCAAAUGUGAAAGCACAGACUUUCAUUAGUAAUAUGAUGACUGAAGUCAACACUUGGGAAGCACUUACUUAUCAAUGGAAGGUUUGGAAAAUUUUUGGUCUUGUGCCUCCGCAACAAGGAUCACCAUGGCGUUUGGUAUACAUAGUUGGCACCACUGCAUUUAAUAUAUCAGUAUAUUUACUAUUUCCUAUAACACUUAUAGUAAAUUGCUUUCAUUCAAAAAAUGUAGCCGAAUUCUGUGAGAAUUUCUACUUAACAAUUACCGUCAUACUGUGUACCUUGAAAUUUUUAAAUGUGGCCUUCUCACGUAAGAAUCUGUUAAAAGUGCGUUCCAUACUAGAAGAGUUGGACAAACGUGCAAAUACUGAAGCUGAGCGUGAAAUACUGCUGAAGGGGAAAAAUGAUGGCAAAAAAUGUUUUAUGUUCUAUGCACGUAUUUUUGGAAUGACGUUUUUAACAAGCAACUUAAUCGUUUACUUAGCAAAAGAACGUAGAUUUAUGUAUCCUGCUUGGUUUCCUUGGAAUUGGAGGGAUUCACGUAAAUAUUUUGCAAUAAGUUAUUUAUAUCAGUUGCAGGCUUUAGCAGGCCAAGCAAUAAGUGAAUUUGUAAAUGUUACUUAUCCUUCGAUACAUUUACGCCUAAUAUCAGCUCAUAUCGCUGCGUUGGCAAUACGUAUUGAAAAUUUGGGCUUAAAGGAAACUAAUACAAACGCUGCUGAUUUCAAUGAACGAGAUGAAAACUUAUAUAAACAACUCACUGAAUGUACUAAGGAUCAUGACAUUAUUAGAAAUUUAUUUCGAAUAACGGAGCGCACAAUAGCUGCCACUUGCAUAUUUCAAUUUAUGAGCACUGGAUUCGCUCAAUGCACUUUAGCCAUUUUUUUUCUAUACAAUGGCUUAAGCAGCGAUAUAAAAUUGAUAAAUAAUUUUUUCUUUUUUUUGGGAGUCACUUUCGAAACUUUUGAUUUGUGUUACUAUGGCUCUCAACUUCAAGAGGAAUAUAGAAAUUUGAAUAAAGCAAUAUAUUCUUGCAAUUGGAUGGAUCAAAACAAAAGAUUCAAACAUGCUUUGUUGAUUUUAUUACACAGAUCACAGACAUUUACUAACAUAAAUGCUUAUAUUGUACCAAUUACUCUACCAACAUUUUUAAAGGUUAUGAGAACAACAUAUACUGGAUUUACUUUUCUAUUCAAUAUAAAGUAG
Molecule: messenger RNA, 1908 nt
Organism: Teleopsis dalmanni
Lineage: Eukaryota; Metazoa; Arthropoda; Insecta; Diptera; Diopsidae
Product: odorant receptor 2a-like
Exons: 6
Coding region: 1-1908 (635 amino acids)
Biological process (GO): sensory perception of smell; detection of chemical stimulus involved in sensory perception of smell
Cellular component (GO): plasma membrane
Molecular function (GO): olfactory receptor activity; odorant binding
Source: RefSeq, a predicted model, not a curated record